GUCGCGUCAGCUCCAUGGGCAAAUUGAGUUAGGAAGAUAUUGCAGUCGCUGUAAAGCUAACUGUUUAAUUUGCAACAAUGUCUUCACUUGAGUGUCUGAGAGAGUUUGUCAAUGAUCGACUAACCGCUGCUUUGGAGGAAAUAUUCGGAGUUUUUGAGAAAACCAUCGUUGAGUACGAGGAAGAGAUCAACCGUCAGCGCAGACUGUUGGAUAUGGUGUGGAACCCUGAAGUCAAGUUACACAGGAUAGAGCUCCCACAGCAACAUGUGUGUAAGCAGGAGGAGGUUCUCACUGACCAGGAGAGGAGCUCCAGUCUGGACCAGGAGGACCCAGAGCCUCCACAGAUUAAAGAGGAAGAGGAGGAACUCUGUACCAAACAGGAGGGAGAGCAGCUUGAACUGAAGGAGGAGGCUGAUACCUUUAUGACGACUCCUACUCAUGAGGAAAGUGACCACAGUGAAGAUCAGACUCUGGACUGCAGCACUGUUGAAACUCAGAGUGUGGUGAUGGAAAAGCCUCAAAGCUACAUUUCAGUUUUAAGCUCUGUGGUACCAGAGCCAACUUUUGACCACCAGCUCCUCUGUCACGACUCUCAUGUAGCUGAGAGCCAAGAUCAGACACGAGGCAAACAUGAAGACUCAGGAUCAAGUAGAGAUGCAGAGCCAGAACCACAGAGUCAUCAUCACACAAGCAUCAGUCACUGCAUCAAUGUAUAUACCCCUACUAUGACAACAACUCACUGUACUUCUCAAACUGUUAAAAACUCUUUCAAAUGUGACACGUGUGAGAAAGCCUUUAGGUAUAAGUCACUUUUGCAGAGACACCUGAUAAUACACACAGGUGAGAAACCACAUUCUUGUGACACGUGUGGGAAAAGAUUUAGCCGGACAUCUAUACUGAACGCUCAUAUGAGAACUCACACAGGUCAGAAGCCAUAUUCUUGCAACACCUGCGGCAAGAGAUUCAGCCAGACAUCAACAUUAAGCGCUCAUAUAAGAAUACACACAGGUGAGAAACCAUAUUCUUGCAACACCUGUGGGAAAAGAUUCAGUCGGACAUCACUAUUGAACUCUCACUCAACAGUCCAUACAGGGAAGAAACCGCACACUUGCGACACUUGUGGGAAAAGGUUCAGUCGGCCAUCGCUGUUGAACGCUCAUGCGACGGUCCACACAGGUGAGAAACCAUAUUCCUGCAACACCUGUGGGAAAAGAUUCAGUCGGACAAAGCAACUGAACGCUCAUUUAAGAGUCCACACAGGUGAGAAGCCAUAUAGCUGCAAAACAUGUGGGAAAAGAUUCAGUUGGACAUCACAGCUGAAGAAUCAUAGAAAAGUCCAUGUAGGUGAGAACCCAUGUGACAACAUCCUGAGCAGUGUUUGAAUUGGGAAGGCAUAUUGGACUGCAUACUGACUUUGUAUUUGAACCCUCACAGGUGAGGAGCCACAUGAGCACUUAUUAGAAAGUAUAUCUCAUACCUGACAAAACAGUCCGUAAACAGGACAAACCACCAGCUCCUCUGGACAAGUGUUCACUCACUAAAAUGUCUCUAUCUGCAAAUGUCAAACCUGCAGCCCACAACCUUGGUGUGAUAUUUGACAGUGACCUCUCCUUUAAAAAAACAAAUUACAAGCAUCGUCCAGUACUCUUUCUAUCAAUAAAGAAGCAUCUCCAAAAUCAGGUCCUUUCUCUUUCAGCAUGAUCUUGCGAAGGUCAUCCAUGCUUUCAUUUCUUCAUGGUUAGAUUGCUUCAACUCACUGUAUUCAAGGUUGAGACAGAAAGCCAUCUCACGGCUUCAGCGAGUGCAAAACACAGCUGCUCAGCUUUUAACAAACACUUAAACACACAACUAUAUCAGCCAUGUUUUAGCCUCUCUUCACUGGUUACCAGUCAGUUUAAGAAUUGAUUUUACUGAUCACUUUUAAAGCAUGGUUCAGCCCCCGGCUACACUGCUGAGAUGCUUCUCCCCUGUGAGCCAGAUCGCAGCCUCAGAUCCUCAGGCAGGGCUCUGCUGGCUGUUCUUCAGUCCUGGCUCAAAACUAAAGGUGACGAGGCUUUUGCAGUCAAGGCCCCUCAGCUCUGGAACUCCCUGCCCGAAGAUCUGAGGCUUUCAGAAUCAGUGGCACACUGUUUAUUUUAUAUAUGUCUCAUUUAAUUAUUUUUAUUGUUUUUUUAUCUUGUGUUUUAUAUUGUAUUACUUUAAUCGAUGUGCUGUGCCUCAGUGCAAUCUACAGGGCCUUAGUUGCCAACUUUUCUUAUCUGCUUCUGCAACGGUAUUUUAUCUUUACUGUUCUUUGUAUUUUCUUGAAUUGAAAUAAAGAAUACCAAUAUGUUUUUUCCAUGGCCUAGGAAACUUUAAUAAAUAUUUGUGAACAUGAGCUGCUCUCUCAAAGCCAGAAACCGGAGAAGUAAGUCUCCAAUUUCUGAUGUCAGAGGGUCUUAAGUCUGCAUCUGCUCCACAAACAGUGAAUGUGAGCCGAAUUUUAUGUAUGUAUAGAAUUUUGUUUUCUUUAUUAUACCCAAAUGAGCCUUAUUCUGUUGCACUGUUCUCAGUUAAUGUACCCAUAUAUACUCAUAACAUCCCCCUGGGUGCUCUCAGUAUCAUCUUUAACAUCUUUCACAAUCCAUUGUCAAUGGAGCAGCUCUAGGCUUGAUGUCCUAUGACAUCACAAAGAGUUUUAGCACCCCAGCGUUUGAAUUUGGGAGAGUUGUUCGUGUUUAUUUGGGGACUUAACUUAGACCACAGUAAUAGCAUUUAUGAAUUAACCUGUUUUUUCCACUUCAUGUUACUGUAUUACUCAUGUUGACUUCAGCAAUAGUAAUGUUUUAACAAUCAUAAUCUCCAAAAUCUUUGAAAGGUCUUGUUGCACAAUGAGCGCAGUUUCCACAAAUGUAUGUGCUGUUAAAUUAAUACUCUUGUUUUGCUACUUUUACACACUACUUACUGUCAAAAAUAUUGAUUUAUAGAUACAUAAUGAUUACAAAUGUUCUUAAAGGUGUCAAUACUCUUUUUCUGCAGUAUCGAUAUGCUGGUAUUUUUCCCUAACAAUGUUAUGACACCGCUGCAGUGCAUCCAUUGCUGCCUCCUCUCACUUGCUCUCUUCUCCGUUUAAUUCUGUUCAGUUCAGUUUAAUGGAGCUUUACUGACAUGCUGAACAUACGUUUACACUGCCAAAGCAAGUGUGAAAUAAAAGCAAAAAGUAUACAUGAAGUAAUGAUUGACAAGGAUAAAGAAAUGUGUAGACAGAGAUAUAAGAGCUGUGUCCCCAUCGCCCCGACUCCUCUCACUCCAUCACAGUGCCGUCUUCUCGACUCCCACCUAAUUUACUCUAGCUGCAUAUAAUCUUUUGUGACAUGGUUUUGUUUUUUACCUGCACUUUAUUUCCUUUUGAAUGUGUGACAAUCUGAGUGUCUUUUGAACGUGCACUACUGCAAGAAGAAUAUUGUUUUUGUUAAUGUAAAAAAGUUAUAAUCAUUGUUAAUGUCUACUACAGUCAUUCUGCUACUAAGAGAAGGAAAAAAUGUCAAAGCAUUGUUACAGUUAUCUUCUGUUAAAAUGUGUUUAACUUUAUGCCCUCAUUGUCAAUCAUGCCCCUUAGUAUCAAAAAUGGUAUCAGAGAUCGGUAUUUUUCAGCGCAUUUUGUCAAAGUUAGAAUUCCAGUGCUGUGACAACACUAAUGUGAAUUGAGAAUCUCUGAUGUUGAAGCUGAGAAACUCUCUCCUACAAAUGUAAAGGACUGACCUCUGGAAUGAAUAAACCCUUUACUAGUG
Molecule: messenger RNA, 3770 nt
Organism: Epinephelus lanceolatus (giant grouper)
Lineage: Eukaryota; Metazoa; Chordata; Actinopteri; Perciformes; Serranidae
Source: RefSeq, a predicted model, not a curated record